UCCCCAGUGUCACCCAGCCCCCCCCCCAAGCCAGUGGGCGUGUCCCAAAUUCAAGGGGGGGCGUGUCCCCGAUGCAAAGGGGGCGUGUCCCCAAUCCGAGAGGGCGUGUCCCCGAUCCAAAGGGGGCGUGUCCCCAAUCCGAGGCGGGUGCGCUCGUCCGCCAGGGGGCGCCACCCACGGCAGAGGGGGGCGGGGCGUGUCCUAACCCGGCCCCUCCCCCGGCCGUGACGUCAUCCGAGCGCGCCGCCGGCCCCAGGAUGGUGGCGGGCGCGUUCCCGCUGGCCAAGCUGCUGACGCUGGGCGCGCGCCAGCUCAGCCGCCCGCUGGCCGCGCGCAUCAAGGCGGGGGCGCGCGCCUCGCCCUUCUUCCGCACCUACAUCUGCCUGCCCCCCGCGCAGCUUUACCACUGGGUGGAGAUGCGGACCAAGAUGCGCCUCCUGGGCUUCCGGGGGGCGGCCGUGAAGCCCCUGAACGAGGAGGCGGCGGCCGAGCUGGGGGCGGAGCUGCUGGGCGAGGCGCUGGUCUUCGGCGUGGGCGGGCUCUGCCUCUACCUGGAGUACCUGCGGCAGGCGGGGCAGGGCCGGCGGCGCGAGGAGCACCUGGAGAGGAGCCUGGCCGAGCUCAGGGCGGGGCUGGAGGCGCUGCGGAGCGACCUGGAGGGGCUGCGGGGGCGGGGAGGGGCGGGGCUGCAGCAGGGACACGCCCUGGGUGGGGAGGGACACGCCCUGGGUGGGGAGGGACACGCCCUGGGUGGGGAGGGACACACCCUGGGUGGGGAUGGACACGCCCUGGGAACCUCAGGACACGCCCUGGGUGGGGUUGGACACGCCCUGGGUGGGGUUGGACACACCCUAGGUGCGGUUGGACACGCCCUGGGAACCUCAGGACACGCCCUGGGUGGGGAUGGACACACCCAGGGACACGCCCAGAGUGGACUCACCCAAGGAGGGGCGGGACAUAACCAGGGACACGCCCAGGGUAAGGAGGGGCAUGCCCAGGGAAGCUCAGGACACGCCCAGGGUGGGGUUGGACACACCCAGGGAGCAUCAGGCCACGCCCAUGGAAGCUCAGGCCACGCCCCCACCAAAACUGUGAAUGGCGCUGCCGGAUCUGGACACGCCCCUACUGUGACAGGCCACGCCCCCCCCGCAUUAAAGCCGUUCUGUGUUGUGCCUUUAAGGGGCGGGGCUAACAUGGAGUGUGGGCGUGGCCAGUUGGGGUGUGGUUUCAGGUGUGGCACUGUGCGGGCGUGGCCAAUGCGACGGGGCGGGGCCGAACGAACGGGAGAGCUGUGAUUGGUGGGCGCGGCGCUGAGUGUUCUGUGGAGUGGGUGUGGUUUCCUCCGAGGGGCGUGGUCCUUCAAGCUCCGCCCCCCAAACCCGCCACCAAAAAUUUAAAUUUUUUUUAAAUUUUCCCGUAAAAAAACCGUUUAUUGGUGCAAAGAGCCGAAAAUAAAGUGAAAAACCCAAAAGUGACUUAAAAAA
Molecule: messenger RNA, 1484 nt
Organism: Haemorhous mexicanus (house finch)
Lineage: Eukaryota; Metazoa; Chordata; Aves; Passeriformes; Fringillidae
Gene: OPA3
Product: outer mitochondrial membrane lipid metabolism regulator OPA3
Exons: 2
Coding region: 72-1295 (407 amino acids)
Biological process (GO): regulation of lipid metabolic process
Cellular component (GO): mitochondrion
Source: RefSeq, a predicted model, not a curated record